CGCGUUCAAAAGUAGGUAACGAAGACCUGAAUUGCGAUUUCAUUAUUCCACUUCACUACACAAUUUCAAUUACAAUCACAAGCCCAGACCUCACGUUCAAAUAAACUCACAUACUAUCACUCAAAAUGGCAUCUCAAGCAGCAUGUAUCUUCUGCAAGAUAAUCAAAGGAGAUAUUCCCUCUUUCAAACUCUACGAAUCGGAAAAGGUGCUUGCGUUUUUGGAUAUUAAUCCUUUGUCCAAGGGUCACGCUCUCGUAAUUCCCAAACAUCACGGCGAGAAAUUGGUCGAUAUUCCCGAUGAUCAGUUAGAGGAGAUUCUGCCCGUAGUAAAGAAACUCGUCGUAGCAACCGGUGCGGAAAAUUACAAUGUGCUACAGAAUAACGGACGUAUUGCGCAUCAGGAAGUUGAUCACGUACAUUUCCAUAUGAUUCCCAAACCCUCCACCGAAGAAGGCAUGUCCAUCGGCUGGCCGCAACAAAAAACAGACAUGGACAAACUAAAAGCUCUCUUUGCAGAGAUAAAAUCAAAGAUGUAAAUAACUAUAAAUAUCCGUUGUAUUUAGAAGCGAGCAAGCAAGCAAAGAAGCGAAGCAGGCGUUAAGAAUCAAUACUUUCCAAUGAGUUAUUGGAGAGAGGAAGAACAGUUUUAUUCCAGAGGUAUUUUUUAUCUAUUUAUAAGAACCUCGGGGUGUAUUGUAUGUAGGGUGCAGGAAGAUGAUAGCUUUGGUUUGGUUUGGCUAGGUGAUUUACUGAUUGAUCAAUGAUGAAUGCUGAAUGAUGAAUGAAAUAAAUGAGAAGAGAUUGAAAAGAUACAAGAUAUGAUAAAUCACACCUCUCAAAAAG
Molecule: messenger RNA, 843 nt
Organism: Botrytis byssoidea
Lineage: Eukaryota; Fungi; Ascomycota; Leotiomycetes; Helotiales; Sclerotiniaceae
Exons: 6
Coding region: 126-536 (136 amino acids)
Biological process (GO): nucleotide metabolic process
Molecular function (GO): catalytic activity
Source: RefSeq, a predicted model, not a curated record